CAGAAAAUACAAGAAACAUUGUUUCCAAUACGAUCGUAGCUACAAUGGUCGAGUUAUCGAUUGUGAAGUCGACGAUACCUUAUAAUGUAGUCGAGAAUGUUUGCAAAAGAUGGUGCUAAUAACUACAAUGGAGGAAAUAAUUUGCGAUAGGGUGCAACAUUCAGUGCAACGUUCAUGUUUGUAUUUCAGCUGUUGAGUCGUACACUUGUCCGGCUCGUGAGUUGUUGUACAAACGAGUUUUAUACGUCUUUUGCUGCCAAAACAGCGUUUCAAUUUGAAAAUGACAGGGUUUACAGAAAGUGCACUUGUGAAACGGUUAAUGGACUUGAAUCCCUCUCAACAAAGUAUUCAGACACUCUCCCUUUGGUUAAUUCAUCACAGGAAACAUCAUCCAACCAUUGUGAAAGUCUGGUUCAAAGAAAUGUGCAAAGUGAAAGAUAAUCGUAAGCUGAUGUUUAUGUAUUUGGCAAAUGAUGUUAUUCAAAACAGUAAGAAGAAAGGACCAGAGUUUGGGAAAGAAUUUGAAACAGUGUUACCAAAAGCUUUUGAACAUAUGAAAGGAUUUGAUGAAAAAACAAGGGAAAGAUUAAAUAGGCUGCUCCAAAUUUGGGAAGAGAGAGGAGUUUAUGAUAAGUUACAAAUUGCCGAAUUUAAGGCUGCCUUUACAGACACUUCGAAAGAUUCAGGGACACAACCUCCAAAAAAGAAAUUUAAGAGUGACAUAGAGAAAGUAAAGAAAGAUAAAAAGGAGAGAAAGAAAUCAGAGACUGAGGUUGAAGUAGAUGGAACCAAAGAGCUACAUGUAACAUUAAGUCCUCGUACUCCUGCUGGAGAUCCGCCAGAGACGGAAGAACUCAUCAAAGCUUUAAUGGAUUUGGAAAAUACAGCAUCCUCAGAUGCUGGUGUUAGAGAACGUAUUGCCUCCUUACCACCAGAAGUUUCUGAAGUUUCUCUUCUGGCAAAUUUAGCUGAUAGGGCAGCUGCAGAUCAAUUAAGUGUUGCAGUAAAUGAAGCUGCUGCACUGCUAGCAGAUUAUAAUGGACGACUACAAGCUGAAAUGGAGGAUAGGAGAAGACUGUUAACUAUGCUUAGAGACUAUACUUUAGCACAAAGACAAUUGCUUCAACAGGCACAAUCAACGUUAGAGGACUAUAAAGAAAAACUUAAAAAAGUAUGUGCUGUUCGAUCCGAGGUGAAAUCACACAUUUCCAAUUUGCCUGAUUUGACACAAUUACCUGAUGUUACGGGCGGAUUAGCACCACUUCCUUCAGCUGGUGAUUUGUUUUCUAUGCACUAGCACGUGAAUUUAGAAAGCACGAUUGCUAAAUUAUUUUUGAGUUCCACACGUAAAUAAAUGCAACCAUGCUAUGUUAGCUUGGUUUUUGUGAUGAAGUAUAUCUAUUAUACUAUAACUUUCUACUUUUCAAUAUUUAAUACAUUAAAUAUUGAUCCUCAUCUGUAAUUACAAAAUACAAGAUUGUAAGGUACUGACAAACAGAUAUCAUAAAAUCAUUUUGCAAAAUACUUUAGAGUGAAUAAGAAAAUGAACCAAGUAGUUGUAUAACAUUUCAGAAUUUGUAAAACUACAACGCCAGUAAUUUUCAGUGUUAUAUUCCAAUUUUUGUUUUCUUGUUCUUUUUAAAUAAAAAUCGAUAAAUUUAUCAAUAUAAUAAACCGUUAAUUUUUAUUAGAAUAUCUUUUAUCAGGAUAUUUUAAAAUGUUUUUCGAUUCAAAAGUAAUAAUGUUCCUGCUUGCCAUUUAUACAGUUCAUAAGGAACUCAAAAUAUUAAACUUUUCACAUAAUACCAUCUUUUACUCAAAUAUAGUUUUCAUAAAUUGAGUAUGUUAUAAAUAACAAAAUAUAUAAAAAAUUCGAAUGGACAUGUCAUUAUUUUGAAUUAUCAACAAAUCCGUAAUUUUAUUUUCAAUUUAAUUAAUUUAAAAUUAUGUGAAAGUCCAAAAAAAAUUUUUCGUAUACGUACGAAAUGUUAUAUGUUGAAAAUGUGCACUUAGGAAUGCACAAAUAUUGAAAAUUUUUAGUUUCCCAAAUAUUGCAACGAGCAAUAUUUAGAGUGUUAUACUUAUAAUAUUUGAUAAUUAUCCUUUGUAUAUAUAUAUAUCGUAGAUAAUAUAAUACUGGGACUGAGAAUCGCGUCUUAAAAUAUAACGCUGCAGUUGAUUUUGAAUGAAUAUUGAUCUGCAUAAGUAAAUAAUAUUGUAUAUGUAUUGUAUGAAAUAAAUCGCGUGAUUGUGCGUUGCAAAAUACGAAUAAAUGUUUUGAUCGUUAUGAGUUUCAUUUACUCACCAUAAUUAUUUUUUAUAGCAAAUAUUUAAACGUUAUUGUUGAUUAUCAUAAUUAUAAAAAGAAAUAUACUAUCAAUAAAAAUUAAAUUGGACAUAAAAUUCGAAAUGAU
Molecule: messenger RNA, 2414 nt
Organism: Heterotrigona itama
Lineage: Eukaryota; Metazoa; Arthropoda; Insecta; Hymenoptera; Apidae
Source: the annotation of a GenBank genome assembly